This is a messenger RNA of Verticillium nonalfalfae, 1395 nucleotides long. RefSeq lists its product as uncharacterized. The transcript has 2 exons. The record is from RefSeq and is a predicted model, not a curated record. Gene Ontology annotation, molecular function: LPPG:FO 2-phospho-L-lactate transferase activity. NCBI's taxonomy places the organism in Eukaryota, Fungi, Ascomycota, Sordariomycetes, Glomerellales, Plectosphaerellaceae. The coding region runs from base 1 to 1395 and encodes 464 amino acids.
AUGACCGGCAUGGACCAUCUCGAGGGGCACUCGCGCACCGAUCCUCUUCGCAUCGGCGUCGCAUCAACGCGUGAAAUUCUUGCCGAGAGACCGGGUCUCGUCGUUUUUUCGGGCGGCAGCGCGGCAAACAGUCUGGUUGAUGUGUUUGAACACGUGCGCCAUCUCAAUGACUUUACGCUUAGCUACGUAAUCCCCAUCUCGGACAACGGCGGCAGCUCAAGCGAAAUCAUCCGAGUAUUUGGCGGGCCAGACGACAGUCCAGAGAAGACAGCCAUCAAGGGCCUUUUCAAUCAUCGCCUGGCAAAGGACUAUCGGGAAGCUCGCGAGGGCUGGAGCUCCAUCCUGGAAGGCUCACAUGCUCUAUGGCGUGGCGUUUCUACGCCGAAGAAGGAGCUCGUCAGGUCAUUGCUAAAUCACUUCAACCUUGAAGUCAUCAAGCGGACGCGACCGACCAGCAAAUUCGACUUUUCUGGUGCAAGCAUUGGCAACCUGUUCCUGACGGGGGCCAGGCUUUUCACUGGUAGUUUUGAGGCCGCCAUCUAUCUUCUAAGUUCUGUCUGUGCGGUUCCUGAUCACAUUUCCGUGUUGCCGGCGCUUAAUACAAACUUCGCAAACCACAUCGCUGCUGGCCUCGGUGACGGCACUGUCGUUAUUGGUCAAAACGAUAUCUCGCACCCGAGCGCGCCAUCCAAUGCCGUGCCGCUACCAGGAACAUUGGCCAUGUGGACGGAGCAUGCGGAUGCCGUCGAGGAUGCCAAUCUCCCCGGCUCCCACCCGGCGCUGAGAAGGCCUGCGAUCGAGUUUUCCAAGCAGGGCGAGGAAGAACUGCCGGCGCGAAUUGAGAAGAUCUGGUAUAUCAACCCGUACGGCCAGGAAAUACGUCUGCCAGCGAACCCGCGGGUACUAGACUCAAUUGCCGGUUGCAAAGCAGUUAUUUACAGUAUUGGAUCUCUUUUCACUUCGAUUAUCCCUAGCCUCAUCCUCAGCGGAGUUGGGGACCACAUUGCGGAUCCGUCCAUACGUACAAAAGUGCUCAUACUCAACGGCUGCAUCGAUCGGGAGACUGGCCCGUCAACUGAGCCUUACACGGCAUUGGAUAUCAUCGGAGCGGUUGCUGCCGCAUGUGCAGGCUCUCGAGGACACUGUCGGCCUGAGGAGAUGGAAUACUCUACUUAUGUCACCCACCUGAUUUAUGUCGAGAGCUCGUUAUCUCCUUCCGUCGACAAGACUAGGCUCAACGAGCUCGGAAUCGACGUACUGCGCGUUUAUGGCAUGAAGACGGAUCAAUAUGGAGGCCGGUACGACCCCAAGGCUUUGAUGCAAACACUUGAAGCGAUCAUAGGGCGAGCCGACAAACGACUGGACAGGAGCCGGCGAAACACGUUGGAUGCAUGA